AUGGCGCCGAGAGAGAAUGAGCCCGCCGAUGCUCUGGCUAAGGGUAUUAUUCCCACCGCAAAACAAUCCCUCAAGGAUUUGUUCAUUUGGCGUCAACGUGUGGUCCUUUCCAACGAGUACGGAGAGACUCGUUGUGAAUGGAGGGACCCCGACCGCUUCGUGAAUCCCAUUAGUCUUAUGGCUCAACUAUCCGCAAAGAACUGGCUCUUCUUCCUGGUUGGAUUUUUGUCUUGGACGGCCGACGCAUUCGACUUCCACGCCCUGUCAAUUCAGACCAAGAAGCUAGCGGUUUACUAUGGCCGUAGCAAGACUGACAUUACCACCGCCAUCACAUUGACGCUGCUCCUUCGGUCGAUUGGUGCAGCCUUCUUCGGUCUUGCAGGCGAUAAAUGGGGGCGCAAGUGGCCCAUGGUGGUGAACAUGCUUGUUCUCGGUCUUUUGCAAAUUGCCACAAUUUACAGCCAGACUUUUCAGCAGUUCCUAGCUGUCCGAAGUUUAUUUGGUCUCUUCAUGGGUGGUGUCUAUGGAAAUGCCAUUGCCAUGGCCCUCGAACAAUGCCCAUCUAAUGCUCGUGGCUUGAUGUCUGGCAUCUUGCAGCAGGGCUAUUCGUUCGGCUAUGUCUUGGCCGCGUGCGCCAACCUUGGCGUUGGCGGGGGGACAGAUACUUGGAAGAUUGUCUUCUGGAUCGCUGCCGGGUUUUCCAUUGCCGUCGGCCUCGUCCGUAUUCUGUUUCCUGAGUCGCAGCAGUUCUUGGAAGCCAAGAAGAAUGGUAAGAAGGCAGCCAGCCCUGGUGCAUUCUGGCAUGACACCGUCAAGAUGCUCAAGCAAGAGUGGAAGAUGUGUGUAUACUGUAUCAUUCUGAUGACGUGGUUCAACUACUAUUCCCACACUUCGCAAGAUUCAUACACCACCUUCAUGCUCACUCAGAAAGGAUUGGACAAUGCUGGGGCCUCGAGAGCCUCGAUUCUGAUGAAAGCUGGUGCGUGUGUCGGCGGUACUAUCUUGGGGUACAUGUCGCAAUUCAUCGGCCGUCGUCGAACCAUCAUCAGUUCGUGCCUGAUGUCGGCUGUUUUGAUCCCAGCUUGGAUUUUGCCCACUGGGGAACGUGCACUGAGCGCGACUGGUUUCUUCAUGCAAUUCUUCGUCCAGGGAGCUUGGGGUGUGAUUCCCAUUCACUUGAACGAGCUUUCUCCUGUGGCCUUCCGAUCGACUUUCCCCGGCGUCACAUAUCAGCUUGGCAACAUGAUCUCUUCGCCUUCGGCACAGAUUGUGAAUGCCAUUGCCGAGAAGAUGUUUGUGACCACACCUGAUGGUCGCAGGGCCGAAGCUUAUGGACCAGUCAUGGGCAUCGCGACUGCCAUUAUUGCCCUUGGCAUCGUCUUCACCACCAUGUUUGGUCCUGAGCGUCGUGGGCGCGAUUUCGAAAAUAAGGUUGCUGGCAUGACUAGCGAGGAGUCGUCUACCAAGGUUAUGGAAAGUGAGGACGAGGAGAAGGGUCGAGUUGAACUUGAGGAGAGAAGGUAA
Molecule: messenger RNA, 1524 nt
Organism: Metarhizium robertsii ARSEF 23
Lineage: Eukaryota; Fungi; Ascomycota; Sordariomycetes; Hypocreales; Clavicipitaceae
Product: lactate/pyruvate transporter
Exons: 3
Coding region: 1-1524 (507 amino acids)
Biological process (GO): transmembrane transport; carboxylic acid transport
Cellular component (GO): plasma membrane
Molecular function (GO): carboxylic acid transmembrane transporter activity
Source: RefSeq, a predicted model, not a curated record